CCACUGCCUUUCGUCGUAAGGGAGUAAAGAUGGCGCCCACGCAUGUAUUAAGAUGCUGCCAACGGGGAUUAGCUUGGAUUCCAGUUAUUUUUAUUGCCUUAGUGGUCUGUUGGUCGUAUUACGCGUAUGUUGUGGAACUGUGCAUAAUCACCAUCCCGAGCACAGGGGAAAAGAUUGUGUACCUGGUGCUCUUCCAUCUCUCAUUCAUCAUGUUUGUUUGGUCGUAUUGGAAGACCAUUUUCACUAGACCAGCAAACCCCUCCAAAGAGUUCUGUUUGCCAAAAGUGGAGAAGGAGCAGUAUGAGAAGGAGGAACGUCCAGAGAACCAGCAGGAGAUCCUGAAGAGAGUGGCCAGCAGUCUGCCUCUCUACACCCGCACUGGGGCAGGAGCCAUCCGCUACUGCGACCGUUGUCAGGUGAUCAAACCUGACCGAUGUCAUCACUGUUCCGCCUGUGACAUGUGUGUGCUGAAGAUGGACCACCACUGUCCUUGGGUAAACAAUUGCGUGGGCUUCUCCAACUACAAGUACUUCAUCCUGUUCCUGGCGUAUUCACUGCUCUACUGUCUGUUCAUCGCGGCCACAGUCCUCCAGUACUUCAUUAAGUUUUGGACACUGUGCCGGAGGAAAUCGGCCGAGAAUUGUCCACAGAAUGAGCUGCCAGAUACUCACGCCAAAUUCCAUGUUUUAUUUUUAUUUUUUGUGGCGGCCAUGUUCUGUAUCAGCAUCUUGUCCCUCUUCAGUUACCACCUGUGGCUAGUGGGAAAGAACCGAUCCACCAUAGAGGCGUUUAGGGCCCCUGUCUUCAGAAACGGCCCCGACAAGAACGGCUUCUCGCUGGGCUUCACCAAGAACAUCGCCCAGGUGUUUGGUGACCAGAAGAAAUACUGGCUGCUGCCUGUCUUCACAAGUCAGGGAGAUGGGCUCACGUUCCCAACCCGUCUGGUGAAUGUUGACCCCGAGCAGCCCACUGCAAUUCAACACCCAGAUAGCAGUAAAAGUGUUGAAGACGACUCGGUGCCCCAGAGUCCAGUCAGCGACUCCCAGAACCGCCUGCUUGGCAGCGACCAGCACAUCAGCGAUGAGAUCUUGAGCAUCGACCCCCUUAAGUCAGAUGGAACUGAGGUCAUCACGGUGUACAUGGAGAGUGAAUCAUAGCCAGGGUGAGUGAAGUUUGACAGGGGAGACUGCGAUGUCUCUCCGUGCUCUUCCGCCACCCAGGUUUGGGGACUCCUGAGGGAAAGAACAGCCAUCCAAUCAGAUGCCUUAAACAGACUCCAUCUGAUUACUUUAUCCGUGUUGGACAACCCGUCCGCACGCAUUGAGUUUGGCGCAUGGCCACUGUCUUCUUGGCUAUCGCGUUACUGAUCCCAUUGCUCCUGUCUCUAGUCUUGGUUUGUUUGUUUAUUCGUUUGUUUGUUUCUUUAUUUGUUUGUUUGUUUAUUUGUUUGUUUAUUCAUUCAUUUGUUUAUUCAUUUGUUUGUUUGUUUGUUUGUUUGUUUGUUGUCGUUCUCCCUUUUUGACACAUCUUAGUUUGGUUAUGUACAGUCACGCUUGCUAUUGACGUCCUAUAACAUUAAUCACAACAUCGGAACCCUGUGUUCAGCUACCCAAAGUAACGGCUCCAGCAUAUUCAGAUCAGGAAGGGGUUCUGCGCAGUACGAGCUCAUACAAACAGUACCCAACAGAUCAGACUCAGAAUCAGAUCCUUAUGCAGUUCUGAGUCUUUAGUGUUGGAAUGUCUGUUGGUUAAGGCAUUGCCAGAUGAAGGCCAUUAUGCGACCCAUGUGGCUGUGUGAAGCAAUCCCACAAUGCAUUGUUCGCAGUUUUAAAGUACUGUGCUUGUUAAUGAUAUGUGUAGGUUGUGGCAAAGCUUCUGUCAAAAAAUGUGAGUUAGAACUUUCCCAACUUGCCAACCUUUUUCUAGAGAAAACAUCUUGUAGAUAUUAGCAUAAGAACAUCCCCAUUUGGUUUACAUCUAUUUCAGUCUCUCUGUCGCCACCUGCUAGUAGUUAAGUAUUAUUUUUUUUUCUUCCUUUAUUGUAAUGCUGCUCCCUGGUCUUGCCAAAUGGCAUUUGACUCAUAAAACCAUCUGCAGUGGAUGAGGCUGGAGACCCAGAACUAAGCUGUUCCUUCACUUUUGGUCAUAGCAGUACUCGACAUGUCGAGAGACUUGUCGGGAGAAUUGUGUGCCUUAUUUCACUUGUUUGAUUUUACUUGAACGUCAUGGCAGCCAUGUUGAUCUGAUGCAUAGGACGCAGACUAUGAGUCAGUGGGCAUGUCUAACCUAUGGGCCCCGACAGGUUCAGAACAGCUCCAUAAUAGAAGCUUUCACAUCCAUGCUAGACUGAGAAACAUUUGUAAUGUUGAGGGAUAUCAAGCACAGCCCUGGUCUUGUAAAUUGUGUAUGUGGAAAGCUUGUUAACAGAUGCACUAUGAUUGGAAAAGGCCUUUAUCCAAAUGCUGCUUUAGGAAGGAGGGAGAACAGGCUCCUUACACAAACAACGAAGGAGCCCGAGGUUUGAGCAGGCUGGUGUUUUCUGUCUGUUUUUUGUUUUGUUUGUUUGUUGUUUACUUCACUGUUUCUAUACUGAUGUUUACACUACAUGUGUCAGGUUCAAAAAGGGGAGACUUUGACAAAAAAAGGACAGACCUUUAUAUCAGAUUAGAUAGCCAUCGCCGGCCUUCAGAAAUGACCUGGAGAUAUCAAAGGGAUCUCUCUCUCUCUCUCUCUCUCUCUCUCUCUCUCUCCCCGCGCCAAAGCCUUACAGACAGAAACAUGAAAGGGACAAGUGUUUUAGAAACAUGAUUGGGACGCAUGUUUCAGUUACAGAUUAGUGCAGGAAGGAGCACACGAAGGGGCAUUUGCACUUUUGAAGACUCUUCUUUUUAGGAGAUGUACAUACAGUCGUUGUUGGUUUUGUUUUUACUUAAUGUGCGCACACAAAAUCGUGUUCUCCAAAGUAUCAUACUCUAAGAUUGCCCACUGGGGUUGGCAUUUGGCACUUGGGGUGAUUUGAUUUACAGUAGAACAAUGUAACAUUAAAAUUGCUAGGCCAAAUUCUGCCUCUCUGAAGAAUGGGAAGGGGAGAGUUGCUUUAUAAGCUGGGCGAUGGUGCGAAGCAAGUCAGCCAGGAGAUGUGUGUACAAAUUCACAUGUUUCUUCUCCUGCUUGGUUUCCUCAUCAAAGAUCUCUCUCAAUGACAUUAACAGGAUGUGUAAUAUGUCGGUGUGAGCGAUUCUCUGCAAGCCUCAGCCAAUGUGCACCAAGCUGUUUCCAUGGAAGAUCUUCUCUGAAAUGGAGGUGGAGGUCGAGUUCAUGAUUAUGUAGUUAGACAUCGCUCACAUUUUUUGCCAAACAAAUCACUGGGCAACCCGAGUGCUGACCACCUGUGGAUUGUUUACAGUUUUGUGUCCAUUUAUACCUCUUUGUUUCCAUAGCAUGGCCAGUGCCAUCAAGCUAACCAAAUGAAACAACUUGUGUUUGUCCUGGUGACUUCAAUGAUUCAACUUGCCCUUUUCCCAAGGGACUACUGCAGUACCAAUGCUGGCCAGCUGAUGGCAGUACUCAUCCAGCAUGCAGUGCAAUAUCUGGGACUUUAAUUGCCUCCGAUGUUUGCCUAUUUUAUUUUUUACGAUUUCUUUUUUUUUAAAGAAAUGUUUUCUUGAUCCUGAUGUUCCAUGUGAAAUCCAAAGUUCACUUGUGUGGCUGCUGUUUUGUUCUGGUGACUAAUGUGUCUGUAGUUCAGCUCCUGUACUUUACUCUGUGAGUGAUGAGUACGUCUACAUAGCUGCUGUCUGAGUGUGUUGAGUAUAGUGGCUGUUGUUGAAUGUAUUUGAGGUUUGGUGGUGGUGGUGGUGGUCGUCGUUUUGGCGGUAUGAGGAAACAUCAGAGUGUGUGUCAUUCUGCUCCUCUGCCGCCUUUGCCAUGUGGUGAUAUUUUCUUGCGUUGUCUUGUGCUCCGACAUGCACAUAAAGGCCAGUCCAGGAUGUUACCGUAGUGACCAUUGGACUCUUCCAGACCUGGUACCUAAUGUAGCUCUGGCGAUACCUGGAUGCUCCACCUGUCCCUGACGUAGUGCCCCAAAACCUCUUAAGAGCUGCUGUCAUUGUUAGAUGACCAAAAAAACAUAAGUGACAGAGAUUUUUCCAUCAAUCCAUGAUCCUUGCUGUGUUUACACAAACUGGAGAUGUUCCCCUGAUUUCCCAUUCAGCAGCAGAAAAUGUCAACAUGAACAGUUCCAUAUGGUGUAUGACAUCAGGAACAUAUCAAUUGCAGAUGCACCUGGCUUACGAGCAUGCAGAAAUACAAACGAUUUUUUGUUUUCAACCAUUUCAUAUUGUAUUUGUUUUUGUUUUUAAUGAAAACAUUUUAUAUUUGUCUUUGUUAAGUAUCAUUACUAUUAAAACGAUAUAUUUGAAGCCAUAAUCACUUAUAGGAAGGAAUACCUUGGACCAUUUCAAGUCCAAGUUUGGUGGUUAACAGAAAGACCUGUUUUACUGCAUGAGAAGUACAAAGAUAUUUGUACUCUCAUUAUGUGUGCCAGCUUGUGUUCCUUUGUUUUGAUAUCAUGUUUUAAAAAAUAAAUACAUAUGAGAAAGAGAUAGCGUAGAAACAAACUUGCAUUUUUCUCACCUGAUAAUCUUUAUCGUUGAAUAUUUUGUGAAUGAAGUACUUGCAUAUAAAUAUAUUGCAAUUAUUUGAAGAAACAAUAAAUGUUCUUUUUGUAAACCUCCAGGAUGA
Alosa sapidissima (American shad) is the source of this 4743-nucleotide messenger RNA. It is a transcript of the gene zdhhc20b, whose product is annotated as zinc finger DHHC-type palmitoyltransferase 20b. Bases 30 to 1157 code for a protein of 375 amino acids. The record is from RefSeq and is a predicted model, not a curated record. Lineage: Eukaryota; Metazoa; Chordata; Actinopteri; Clupeiformes; Clupeidae. Gene Ontology annotation, biological process: synaptic vesicle maturation; protein targeting to membrane; peptidyl-L-cysteine S-palmitoylation. The transcript is spliced from 14 exons. Gene Ontology annotation, molecular function: protein-cysteine S-palmitoyltransferase activity. Gene Ontology annotation, cellular component: Golgi apparatus; endoplasmic reticulum.